CGCUUCCACCGUCCGGGCCACCAGUGGCCGAGACCUCUGGACCACGCACGUAGCAAAUGCAGUGCGCCUACUGCACCAGCCAACUGGUGAGCGGGGGAAGCUGGUACAUGCUCGCUGAUCGUCGGUAUUGCUGUCAAGAGCACCGCCUGAGCGCACACGCUGCGGCGGCCGCGGCAGCAGCGGCUCGCUCCUCGCCAAUCCCUAUCCCGAUGCAGAAAGUUUGUCGCCCGAAGCGUGUAGGCAACCCGCUCGAAGCCCUCCGCGUCUGCGCCAAUGCAAUGCAGCGACCAAGCAGCGACCUGGGCCUUGCGCUGCUUGCGACGAUCGCUCCCAACGCCUCGCCACACGCCUGGCCGCUCGACCGCCCCUUUGACGUGGUGGCGAAUACUGAACGCAUCCCAUCGCUGGGCAUGUGCGAGUGCCUCUCAGAGAUAUGUCAGAGUGUCGUGACCCCGUGUGUCGGGGACUCGGGGGCUGUCACAGUGUUUGCCAAGGACACCGCCCGCGCCUAAGGCUGAUGCAAAGCCAGCGGGACCCGACGGCAUGGGAGACCUCCCGCUCGCCGACCGCCCCCCCGCCCCUCCCCCUAGCGGCGCGAGCCCAGCGCGAGGCCGACAGCGAUGCCGAGCACGAGCCAGGCGAGGGAAGCGAGCGCGCCGCUGCCGCCGCCGCCGCCGCCGCCGCCGCCGCCAUCGCUGCCGCUGCCGCUGCCGAACACCGCGCGGGGAGAGCCGAUCGAUAUCUCGCUCGGCGGCGGCGGCGGCGGGGCGUCCUCUCUGCGCGGCGUGCGCGGCGUUGCGGCGUGGUUCUCCUUGAUCCACUCGCCGAUGAGCGGCGCCAGCUGCAUCACGUGCACGCGCUGCGGCGCCCCGGCCU
Molecule: messenger RNA, 876 nt
Organism: Emiliania huxleyi CCMP1516
Lineage: Eukaryota; Haptophyta; Isochrysidales; Noelaerhabdaceae
Exons: 5
Coding region: 57-512 (151 amino acids)
Source: RefSeq, a predicted model, not a curated record